CGUUUCUGUCUCGGGGGAUAACUAUCUCUACCUGUGUGUGUAUGUGUUACUCUUCGGUUGUUUACUUACUCGUUUCACACCGAGCUCGUGACUAAAAAGGUCAUUUAUUAAACAACCGUUUAACGUUAGUCGUUAUAAAAAGCUGCACUGCAAGCUGAGCCUUUAAUCAAACCACAGACGUAAACUAACGGACACAGAGCGAGUUGUUGUCGGUUUUUAGCAGGUUUUACGUCAUAUUAGCUGUUAGCUAACGUGUUGUUAGCCGUUAGCUAACUCAGCGGUUGUUCCGGAGGAGCUUCAGGCAGCUGCAGCAGAGGUCAUCAGCUCUGAGAUGAUGGCGAACCCUCUGAGGGCCGAAGUGAUCCGACUCUAUAAAAACCUCCUGUACCUCGGUAGGGAGUACCCUAAAGGCGGCGAGUACUUCAGGGACCGUCUGCGAGCGGCGUUCACGAAGAACAAGAGUGUGCAGGAGCCGGAGAAGAUCAAGGAGAUGAUCGCUCGGGGAGAGUACGUGGCCAAAGAGCUGGAGGCGCUGUACUACCUGAGGAAAUACAGAGCCAUGAAGAAACGCUACUACGAGGACUAGAAAGCUCCUCAGAGACUCAGUCCUCAUAGUCCCUCAGGGCCGGGUGGCGUUCAGGGACCUUCUACAGGGCCGGGUGGCGUUCAGGGACCUUCUACAGGGCCGGGUGGCGUUCAGGGACCUUCUACAGGCCGGGUGGCGUUCAGGGACCUUCUACAGGGCCAGGUGGUGUUCAGGAACCUCCUACCUUCAACCUUCUAUCAGAAAUUAGGAUUUUGUUCAACAAAGUUGUCAAAAAAAAUAACAUGGAUGGUUCCCUACAACGCUCUUCAAGUUAAAUAAAUGAUCAGUUCACUACUA
This is a messenger RNA of Sander lucioperca (pikeperch), 883 nucleotides long. RefSeq names its product LYR motif containing 5b (gene lyrm5b). The transcript is spliced from 3 exons. The record is from RefSeq and is a predicted model, not a curated record. Lineage: Eukaryota; Metazoa; Chordata; Actinopteri; Perciformes; Percidae. Gene Ontology annotation, biological process: respiratory electron transport chain. The coding region runs from base 332 to 586 and encodes 84 amino acids. Gene Ontology annotation, cellular component: mitochondrion.